Messenger RNA from Linepithema humile (Argentine ant), 1421 nucleotides. RefSeq names its product heme A synthase COX15. The record is from RefSeq and is a predicted model, not a curated record. Gene Ontology annotation, cellular component: mitochondrial inner membrane. Gene Ontology annotation, molecular function: oxidoreductase activity, acting on NAD(P)H, heme protein as acceptor. Lineage: Eukaryota; Metazoa; Arthropoda; Insecta; Hymenoptera; Formicidae. Gene Ontology annotation, biological process: heme A biosynthetic process.
AUAUUUUUAUUACGUUUUUAUUAAUGUUUCAUGUACAUAUAUCGGUGCAUAUAAACAUUUUAUUUCGAUAUUCUUCAUAACUAUAAAUUAUUUUAAUUGCAACAUGUUGAAUAUCGUAAAAUUUACUAAACUAUUAAGAGUGUGUAAUGUCACAAAAUAUACAUGUAACCGGCAACAUAUUUUUAUAAAUGCAAAAACGUAUGUCACGCGUACUAAUGUUUCUGUGAGAGAAUAUUGUUCAUUCCUGUUGCAAAAGAGACCACUUAAAGAAAUAAAUAUCGCAACUCGUAAUUAUGGAAGUUCCUCAAAAAGGAAUAAGCAUGAUAAAAUUGUGGGAUCCUGGCUGCUUACCUGUGGCGGUAUGGUUUUUGUAGCAGUUGCAUUAGGCGGUAUAACAAGACUUACUGAAUCAGGUUUAUCUAUGGUUACUUGGAGGUUGCUUGGAGAAAAAAUGCCUCUUAACAACACUCAAUGGCUUUCCGAAUUUGAACGUUACAAACAAUUUCCCGAAUACAAAAUAACCAACCAGAACAUGACAUUGGAGGAGUUUAAACGUAUUUGGUGGAUGGAAUACUUGCAUAGAAUGUGGGGACGUUUAAUUGGCGCAGUAUUUAUAAUUCCAGCAACAUAUUUUUGGUCUAAGGGUAUGCUAAAACGUGGAAUGAAAACACGUGUUGUCACUUUAGGUUUGUUAAUUGGAUUACAAGGACUUAUGGGAUGGUACAUGGUCAAAUCCGGAUUAGAAGAUCGUUUUGUAGAACCUUCUGAUGUGCCACGAGUAUCACAAUAUCGCUUAGCCGCACAUCUUGGAUUAGCAUUGCUCAUAUAUACAGGAUUUCUUUAUAAUGCUUUGGAUUAUUUAAUUCCUGCUAAAAAACUGGCCGUCAAUUUCUCUAAUAGCAAAAUUACAAGUAAUGCAAUGAAGACUAUAAAAAGAUUUAAAAGAUUAGUCCACUCAACAAAAGGACUGAUAUUUUUCACUGCUUUAUCGGGAGCAUUUGUAGCUGGAAUGGAUGCUGGUCUUAUUUAUAAUACCUUCCCAAAAAUGGCAGAUAAAUGGAUACCCGAUGAUAUAAAUGCUAUAUCUCCAAUGUUGCGAAAUUUUACGGAAAAUCCAACUACGGUUCAAUUUAAUCAUAGAAUUUUGGGAAUCAGUACUGUAACAUUAAUAACCUGUUUGGCUAUUGUGUCUCGUAAAUAUAAACUUCCUGGUCGAGGGAGAAAAGCAGUGGCAGCAGUACUUUGUGCUGGUUAUCUUCAAGUACUUUUAGGAAUUACAACAUUAUUAAAUCAUGUUCCUGUAAUGUUAGCUGCGUCACAUCAGUCUGGUAGUCUUAUACUUUUAAGCACUAUAAUCUGGCUGUGUCAUGAAUUGAAAUACUUAGGAAAAUUUGCUAAAUAAAGAUGUUAAGUCAAAAAUA